Molecule: messenger RNA, 796 nt
Organism: Hibiscus syriacus
Lineage: Eukaryota; Viridiplantae; Streptophyta; Magnoliopsida; Malvales; Malvaceae
Exons: 4
Coding region: 42-584 (180 amino acids)
Source: RefSeq, a predicted model, not a curated record
AUCUGAAUCAAACAUCUUGAUUUUACUAAAAAUUUCCCAAAAUGGACCCGCCCUCUUCUUCUAAAACCCCCGACGACGAGUGGGAGCUCUGCAACGACGACGGCUUCAUCUACAAACGCAAGAAGCGCCGCCUCGAUCUUACCGAACCAGUACCGGUGACGGCGGAUCCCCAGGAAGAGGAGACACGAAGGAGAGAGUGGAAGAGGAAAAACCUUCUCAGAGUGAAGGAAAAGUACAAGAAAGAGAUCGAGGAGUGGGAGAUUUUGUCGGAGACUUUGAAGGCAAUGCAAGAUAAGGCUUUAGGGUUUCGAAUCCAACAGCAAGAAAGAAUGAGAUCAAGAGGGACAGAAGGAACGGCGGCGUCUUCAGUGUCGGAGAAGAAGGAUAAUGCUUCUGGCUCUUUGGUCGAGGAGCUUCUUUCGCAGGUAGAAUCACAAGAAAUGAUAAUCCGUGACGUAUCCAAUUUGUGUGACGUAGCCGAAGCAAUGUGCAAUGCGCAAGAGGAGCGAUUUAAACAAACUUAUUUUGAUCUUCCAAUUUGGGCAUCGCCCCAUGACCUAAUGGCAUCACUCUGUGACGAGUAAGUAUGUUCUUGGUGAUUGAUUACAAGGCACAAAAUAGAACAUUCAUGAUGUAAUUAAUGUAUACCUGUUAGAUGGUAAAUGAUAGUGCUCUAGAAAAGCUUCAUUGUGACUAUGUUUUACUCGAAUUUAGGUGGGAGUGUCUGAUAUAAGUAUGGGUUUUGAGUAUCAUCAUUUUGUUAAGUUCUCUUCAUGCCUACUCCGAACUGAAUUAG